This is a messenger RNA of Stomoxys calcitrans (stable fly), 1362 nucleotides long. RefSeq lists its product as uncharacterized. Bases 459 to 698 code for a protein of 79 amino acids. NCBI's taxonomy places the organism in Eukaryota, Metazoa, Arthropoda, Insecta, Diptera, Muscidae. The transcript has a single exon. The record is from RefSeq and is a predicted model, not a curated record.
CAGUUUUACGUAAAAAUUUCACUGAAACGGUUUGCUUUCGUUAAGGCAACGGAUCGUCGUCAUCGAAGACAGACAUAUUUAACACAGAGAGUUUGUGUGUUCUUGUUUUUUUUUUUUUUCUUUAUUUGCCUUUUCGGAAAAAACUGAAUCUUAUAAAAAAAAAAGUUUAUUGCUGUGGAAUGUUCAGAUGAUAUUGCGAGAAAAGAAGAAUAUACGAAAAAGAAAAUAUUUGAAUUCAAUAAACAUCUCAAGCUGUCGUUUAAAAACAACGACGUGAUCUAACGUGUUCUUGACGCCUCAAAGCAAAUGCAAAAAAAAAAACACUGAAAAUACUUUGAAACCGCGAUAAAGGCAAAAGAAAUUGUUACACAUUACAAAGAAAAAUCGAAAAUCAUAACAUAUAACAACGCAAGUUAUAAGUUCCGUUUCGUAGCAUCGUCAAUAACACCACGACCACCAUGUCUCAUCAAUGCAGCUGCGGUCGUGACCUAAACAACAAUUAUGUGGGCUACCCCAGUGCCUAUGCCAACCCCAAUGCCAGGCUAGAUCGGGAGGCCAACUCGGCUAAAUCAUCAGCAGGAUCUCAGACACAGUUCACUGCCCAGCUUAUCGUGGGCACCGUGGGCUCCAUCAAAGAACUACGUGAAAAGGAGAAUUCCCGUCAGUCCAUGACACGUGCCUCUGAUCGCCGAAAUUAAGCAUCAGCUUCUUGUCGCUCUGUCUCUUUUGCUACUUUCCAGAAUUUCUUCGAUGCGGAUUCCAACAGAUGUGGUACAAAGAGAAAUUGGUUAAAGGAUACAUAUUGGGGAAAACCAAGCUACGAAGGUGAAUGUGAAAAACAGAAAUUGUGGGGGGAAGAGUACUGGGUUGGUCUCAAAGUGGCUUAUUGGUUGGAACCUUUGCAACAGUAGGUGUAGGCGUUGUAGAGAAUGUGUGAUUAUUUUUAGAAAAAAAUUUUAGUUGAAAAACCCCCAACAAAGUGAAAUUAUUUCCUUUUGUAAUUUAAUAAUAGUUCCAUUUAUUUAAUAUUCUUAAGUUAAAUCUAACGAAAACAAAACGAGAGUCUAUUUAGUACCGUCUUUAUGUUUUUAAUUCCACAAAACGGCAGAACAAUUUGUUUGUCAACCCAUUGGAAAUUGAAACUUUGUUAAAAUAAGCUUCAAACGAAUUAUUUUUUCUUUUUUUUUAAGUUUUAAGUUCUUUGCGUUUUUCAGUUUUUUUGUUUUUUUUUUUUUUUUGUUAAUUAUUAUAAUUUAUUAAUUUUGUUGUGUAUAAUAUUAAUAAUGUUAUUAAAUAUUCGCUUGGCUUUUCCUCCUUCAUUUAAUUGAGGCCUUCGUAUAAUAAAUAUUUUACCUUACCUUA